CUGCGUCGUCCGUCAGUUGCGCCAGCGCCGGCACACCCGUCGGUUUGGAAUCUAGUCAAUUUUUUUAAAAUAUAUUUUUAAUUACAAAGACCGCCAUGAAAGUGAUCAUCGUUAUGACGGCGGUCGCCGCUCUAGCCAACGCCCAAUUUAAAUGUCCGGCGAAAAAUGGCCAGUAUGAAGACGAUCGGCAAUGCGACAAAUUCUACGAGUGCGUUGACGGCCAGGCGACCACCAAGCUGUGCCCUGACGGCCUCGUGUUCGACCCUACCAUUAGGAAGAUCAACAAGUGCGACCAACCCUUCAACGUAGACUGCGGCGACAGGACUGAGCUCCAGCCCCCUAAGCCGAACAGCCAGUGCCCGCGCCGCAACGGCUUCUUCGCCCACCCCGAACCGUCCGUGUGCAACGUGUUCUACAACUGCAUCGAGGGCGAGGCCACCGAGGUCAAGUGCACCGCGGGCCUGCACUUCGAUGAGUACUCCGGGACGUGCGUGUGGCCUGAUGCGGCCGGCAGACAGGGCUGCAACGUGCAGGAGAAGAAGCUUAAGGACGGUUUCGAGUGCCCCAAGGAGACUCCUGUGGACCCCAUGGGCCAGCCCGUGGCGCACCCCAAAUUCGCGCACCCCAACGACUGCCAGCGCUUCUACGUGUGCCUGAACGGUGUCGAGCCGAGAGACUUGGGCUGCCAGGUUGGAGAGGUCUACAACGAGGAGACGCAGAAGUGUGAUGCUCCUGAGAACGUGCGCGGAUGUGAGGACUGGUACAAGGACUCCGAGGAGGCGGCGCCUGGUCCCAAGGCGAGGAACUAAACACUCAUAGUGAUAUGCAUAAUAUAGUUUCAAUUUAAGACUUAAUAAAUGUUAAGUAAAAUUAAAAAAA
Molecule: messenger RNA, 879 nt
Organism: Cydia strobilella
Lineage: Eukaryota; Metazoa; Arthropoda; Insecta; Lepidoptera; Tortricidae
Product: protein obstructor-E-like
Exons: 5
Coding region: 96-809 (237 amino acids)
Cellular component (GO): extracellular region
Molecular function (GO): chitin binding
Source: RefSeq, a predicted model, not a curated record